This is a messenger RNA of Dentiscutata erythropus, 1233 nucleotides long. Lineage: Eukaryota; Fungi; Glomeromycota; Glomeromycetes; Diversisporales; Gigasporaceae. The record is from the annotation of a GenBank genome assembly.
AUGCCUCGCCCAAAUGCCAAAUCUCGCAUUGCAUCUAGCAAGACCCGUAAUAAAGCUGGUGUCUUUGUAGCUAAUCCUAAAGAUAUAAAUGAUAUAGAAGAAAACAUGAAUAUUCUGGAAGACUGGGAGUUAUUCGAAAUAACACAUGAUAGCUUUCAAAAUUAUGCAUUAAAAACUAUAGAAUGGCAUGAAAAAGCCGAUAAAAAAUUGAAAUUCACUUUUUAUACUGGAAACUCAAGAACAAACCUUUGGAAAAAAAGGAAGGCCCAGGAACAACUUCAACACGAAGCUAAACAGAUGCGAACUCUUGAUGAAAUGUGGAGCAUAAAGGCACGAGAUAAAGGAAAAGCCCCAGCCCUAUCAUACCGUGAAGAUAUUUUAGCCCAAUCUAAACGACAAAUGCAACGAAUAGAGGAGUGUUAUAACGAAUUAAAAAAUCAACUUCGAAGUCUUCAAAAUGCUAAAAAAAAUUUAGCUAAAUCACAACCUUAUGAAGUACAAAGGUUGACUUCUAUUUUCCAUUAUUAUAGGUUAUUACUAGACGGUGAAAAAAAAAUAAGUGCAUCAGAAAAAAUUGGAAAACACGCAAAAAGAGAAUCGUUGCUUGAUGAUGAGGAUCUCAAACUGGCGGCUUGUACCUGGUUACGUUCUAUUCUACCAAAAGAUCAUUCUUCUUUAGCACUAAAGAAAGAAUUGGAAACAAAUAUCUUUUCUAAAUUGCUUGGAGUCUAUUUCAAUGGUCAUGAAUGGGAAGACGUGCGAGAAUAUCAACGGCUUGAAAUUUGGGAUAUGCGCCAUGUUUUGGUUACCCAUGAUGAAGUUUACUUUUAUGCUAAUGACGACAAUUCAUCCUUUUGGGUUGAAGAUAAAGAGUCUAUUAUCAAGAAAAAAGGCCAAGGGUUAGCAAUUAUGCCGGGACAACAAGCUGAUAGUUAUUGGAAAAGUGAAAAUAUGGUUAAACAGCUUCGUGAAAAGGCAAUUCCGAUUUUUAAUGCUCUCCACCCAGGAUGCAUAGGCAUAGUUUCAAAUUCUACUAACCAUAAUGUAUAUGCACUUGAUGCACUCGUGUGUUCCAGAAUGACUAUGCAUCCAAAAGUUGAAAAUAAAUUUAAGUUUAAGGAUGGUUGGUUCAUUCGUAAUUAUGAAAAAAUCACACAACCUAUGUUUUUUUUGGAUGAAGACGAUGAUUCUGGAAGAACGGAGGAUGUGGACCGGUCAGAGAUUGGAUUGUAA